Messenger RNA from Cannabis sativa, 928 nucleotides. Its product is annotated as ferredoxin C 2, chloroplastic. The transcript has 6 exons. Gene Ontology annotation, biological process: electron transport chain. Gene Ontology annotation, molecular function: electron transfer activity; 2 iron, 2 sulfur cluster binding. Lineage: Eukaryota; Viridiplantae; Streptophyta; Magnoliopsida; Rosales; Cannabaceae. The coding region runs from base 117 to 686 and encodes 189 amino acids. The record is from RefSeq and is a predicted model, not a curated record.
AUAAAAUGGGUAGCAGUGAAUUAUAGCCCACUCUCUCUCCCCGUUAUCCUCUUGUGGAAUAGUAGCAGUAGCAGAUAAUACUAAGUAACAAUUAACCAUAUACAACAACAACAAAGAUGAAGCCUCUAAUGGAGCUUACCAUUCCCUACAAUUCAGCCACCACUUGCCUCUACCCAAAACCCCCACUAACCCCUCAAAUCUCCACACUUCACCAUCCUUUCAAUCCCUCAAAACAACGCCGCAAAACCACCACCUCCCAACUCCAAACGCCAGCUGGACUCACCGCCUCACUUCCUUCCCCAACAAUUCCAUCUCACAAGGUCACUGUCCACGACAGACAGAGAGGUGUUGUUCACCAGUUCACCGUCCCUGAGGACCAAUAUAUAUUGCACACAGCUGAAGCUCAGGAUAUAUCUCUUCCCUUUGCUUGCAGGCACGGUUGCUGCACUAGCUGUGCCGUACGAGUAAAGUCUGGAGAACUUAGACAGCCUGAAGCCCUCGGCAUAUCUUCUGAACUGAAAGCAAAGGGGUAUGCACUUCUUUGCGUGGGCUUUCCAUCCUCUGAUCUUGAAGUUGAAACACAAGAUGAAGAUGAGGUGUAUUGGCUUCAGUUUGGAAGAUAUUUCGCUCGAGGACCAAUUGAUAGAGAUGAUUAUGCAUUGGAGUUAGCCAUGGCAGAUGAAUAAGCUAUUAUUGAGAGCUGAAUUUGGAGUUAGGGAUCUCUGCGCGGACCAAAUGUGCAGAUUUUUAAUUUUGUUACGAGUCUCAUCUACUUAACUCCUUACCCAGCAAUGCAGCCCCUGUAAUAAUCUUCCAUUGUAUAAAUGACUAAGACUGAUAAUGUUGUAUCUUAGAUGUACACCAUCACUGUCAAUGUAUGUUUAAUCAUUUUCAUGCAUCAAUAUAAUGUUGUUAAGAAAUAGAAAAA